Molecule: messenger RNA, 642 nt
Organism: Amorphotheca resinae ATCC 22711
Lineage: Eukaryota; Fungi; Ascomycota; Leotiomycetes; Helotiales; Amorphothecaceae
Exons: 3
Coding region: 1-642 (213 amino acids)
Source: RefSeq, a predicted model, not a curated record
AUGUCCGACGACGAGCUCGACCGAGACUGGAAGCCAAAUGGCAGGCCGCAGUCAACAUUGGCCCGCUCCUUCUCCCUCGCCUUGGAUGACCUCUUCAAAAUCGACAACUCCGUCGCAGACCUCGAUGCUGUGAUCUACGAGAAGAAGAUGAAAGUCACCUCUCAGACCUCCGAACUCGAAGCCCUCGAAGCCCGCCUGAAAGCGACAGAAGAGCGCCUCAGAGCCGCCGCCGCCAACGGCGCCCCCAACCAUUCUGGGCGCUCCAGCCCCCGACCGCGAGCCCCUCUCAACGACACCUUCGCCCAACCAUUGCCUGGAAAGCGUGAACAGCCAGCCUCGCCCCUCUCGGAGUCCACCAAGGUGCCCUCCCGUCCCCAGACCGCCAAUCGGCCAAAGACAAGGGAUGGACGACCACAGUCGUCGCGGAGAACCCAGGAGGCAUACACGGCGGGACCCCCGAUGCCAGGAGCACUACCGCCCACACCGGGCACCAGCGAAGGUGAAUCAUCCGAGCCCGAAUAUGUGAUUGUAGAACGGCAGAGGAUUAGAACGAGUGCUGACUUAAAACCUGUGGGCAAAGAUGGAGAUAUGCCACCCGUGCCGCCGCCUAAAGACGGGGCGUAUGUGGGAUCGGACGACUGA